Messenger RNA from Puccinia triticina, 267 nucleotides. RefSeq lists its product as uncharacterized. The record is from RefSeq and is a predicted model, not a curated record. NCBI's taxonomy places the organism in Eukaryota, Fungi, Basidiomycota, Pucciniomycetes, Pucciniales, Pucciniaceae. The transcript has 2 exons. The coding region runs from base 1 to 267 and encodes 88 amino acids.
AUGACUCCAGAGGCACGAGCGGAUCUGAACAGAUCGCAUUCCGUUGCAGAGCUGAUCUUGAUUCACAACAUGAAGCAGUUGAGCUCGACCGAUUUCGAGAUCAUUCUUCGGACUCUGGAGAGCCAACGUGAAAUUUCGAGGCUCUGGUUGGAACGACAUCACUCCGCACCAGUGCAAGUCAAACAUGCUGCCUCAAAUCUGUACUCGUCGUUGGGCUUAACAGUUUUCCAUCGACAACAGCCUCACUCAGCAUCCAUCCGCAAAUAG